Stylonychia lemnae is the source of this 2679-nucleotide messenger RNA. Lineage: Eukaryota; Ciliophora; Spirotrichea; Sporadotrichida; Oxytrichidae. The record is from the annotation of a GenBank genome assembly.
AUGUCUCACGUGGCCUAUGAUCUGCAACUCGCAGACGCCAUGAACGAUCUGCAGGAACAGGUGAAAGUAGAAAAUGUUCCAGCUGAAAAGAAUGAGCAGGGUGUUGAGAACAUUGAGACCUGGAUGAACGAUGAAAUCUUCUAGCAUCUUGCUUGUCUCUAUAUAAAGUAUAUCGACAUUUACAGGAAGUUAGAGGAAUGCUAUGACUAAAUGGUCCACCCUCAAAAGAGAAUCUUUAUAAAGAAAGUGUUGGAAUCAACGAUUUGUCGUAUCUGCGAGAUGAAGAAAGACAUGGUCCUCUUCAACCCCCGACCUAAGUCGCUCUAUGUCCACUUAGAUUAGCUACUCUUCGAUCUCAAAUACGAUCCAUCAAUAUUGGAAAUCCCAGUACCAAGAUAUUUCAAAGAAGAUGAUUAAAUUCCAGUUGACUUGGACUUCAAAGAGAAAAUUGAGAAGGACACUGGCAAGAAAAAAAAGAAGAAGAAGAAAAAGAAGAAGAAGAAGAAGAAAGACGAUGAUGAUGACGACAAGAAGAAAAAGGAGCCCCCUAUUACACUUGACUAAAAAUAACAGCUGAUAAAUACAUUGAUGACAACUCAUGUUGGAACUGAUGACCCUGAGGAGGAAAUAGUUCAUGAUCCAUUCACUCUAGAUAUGGAUGUAGUGUCAGCUAUUAGACUCAUCCAGAAGAAUGAAAGAGGUCGUUAAGGCAGAUACCGUAUAAUGCUUAUCCUUAAAAAUCUCAAGUAAAAGAAACUUGAGAACGAGAGAAAUAGAAAAAUUCGUGAAGGUUUGAUUAAGGAGGAAUCAAGAGACUAGUAAGAAAAUGAAGCUACCUUAUUCAUUCAGAAGCGUUUGAGAGGUAUCCUAGCACGUAAGAAGGUAGAAGAGAUGCGUUAAGAAGAAAUGGUAUUCUUAGGAAUGGCAAGAAAGCCAAAGACUAAGGAGGAGUUGAAGAACGAUCCCGUAGAGAAGAUGCUAAAAACUCAAGAGGACAGAAAGAUGAAGCAGCAAUAAUUCUGGAACUCUUUUGAGGAUGCUAAGAAAGAGUUGAAGGGUGAAAUUGACGAGAAUGAAGGUCUCGAUAUUCAAGAGUUUAUGUUAAAGGAGAGAAGAGACUGGACCUAAGAGUAUAAAGCUCUACAUGCUAACAAACCCCCAACUGAUUUGAAGGAAUUUUAUGAAAGAUUCAACACAGAGACUCCUCUUUCCCCUGAAGAAGAAGAACUUAAGAAGCUUUAGGAUGAAGAGGAAUCAAAAAAUAAAAAGAAAAAGAAGAAGGAAGAGAAAAAAGAUAAGGGUAAGAAGAAAAAGAAGAAGGGAGAUGGUGAUGAUGAUGAAAAGAAAUAGGUUGUUAAGAUCGGCCCUUCUGAAGUAGUCUAGAAAUUUGAUGAGUUCUAUGAGGACUAUAACGAUGUCUGGGCUAACAGAGACGAGAGUGAGAACUAUCAAUAAGCAUUCGAUACAGACAUGGCUAAAGACGAGGUCAUGCCAGAGUUAUAAGAUGAGUAUAAGAAGGAAGUGGAUGAACUUAUCAAAAUUGAGCUUGAAAACAUGAGAAUCAUCGCAGGCAUUAAGGCCAAAAAGAAGAAAAAGAAGAAGAAGAAGAAGAAAAAGAAGAAGAAGGGCCUCAAGUUGCCAGGUUUCAAGGCCAUCAGAGAUAUCGAUAAGCGUGAUCUCCUGGUCUAACUUAUAUAAAAUGGAAUUGUUAAGAAACUGCCUCAACAGAAACUAACCGAUUUCAUAGGAGAGUUCAACUACUUGCACUCAAUGUUAGACAAUAUUAAGGAUACACCUUACGAUCCCUCAAUGGCUUUGAUUCGUCAAUUGGUAACUGAAUACAUUAUAUUCCCUCUGGGUUCAGCACUAGUACGUAAGAGAUUCCCAGACAACAUAAGAUCGUUCUUGUUCUACGGCCCUCCAGGUACUGGAAAGACUAUGAUUGUAAGAUCAGUGGCAUACGAGACUAACUCAGUAGUCUUUGAUUUAAGUCCACUUAACAUCGAAGGCAAAUACACCAACAGAAAGGAAGAGGAAAAGCUGAUUGCCUCAGUUAUGGUUGUCGCCAAGGAAUAUUAGCCAUCGCUUAUCUACAUCGAUGAAGCUGAGAAGGUGUGGCCAGCAAAGAAAAAGGGUAAAAAGAAGAAGAAGAAGAAGGCAGACCCAUCUAACCCAGCCAGAAUCAAGAAGGCGCUCUCGAAGUGGAAAGGCAAGUUUAUAGAUGAUACGACGCGUAUAACAAUUAUUGGGUGCACUAGCGAGCCAGACGAGGGUAGUAAAAAGGACUUCAAGAAGUUCUUCGACAAGGCCAUCUACUUCCCCUUCCCUGAUUACACCACUAGAAGACUAAUGUGGAAGACUUUCAUUGAGCAACUAGGAGGUAAGCUUAGACCAGAGUUUCCACUCAGUACACUAGCACAUAUCUCACAUGGUUACUCCAGUGGUAGUAUUAGAAAGACUUGUGAAAAGGUUCUAACAUAAUACAGAAAGAAACAUGAGUUCAUUGGGCCUCUGUCACUUUGCGCCAACACCAUGCAAGAUCAAUAUAAAGACUUUCAAAAGUUCACCGACUACAUUACAGAGGACGGAGCCAGGAGAGAGAAGCUAGAAGCAGCUCUUAAAGGAGAGGACGACGACGGAGAUCCAAAGAAAAAGAAGGCCAAAAAGAAGAAGAAGUGA